This is a messenger RNA of Fomitiporia mediterranea MF3/22, 312 nucleotides long. Its product is annotated as histone-fold-containing protein. Gene Ontology annotation, molecular function: protein heterodimerization activity; DNA binding; structural constituent of chromatin. The coding region runs from base 1 to 312 and encodes 103 amino acids. Gene Ontology annotation, biological process: nucleosome assembly. The record is from RefSeq and is a predicted model, not a curated record. Lineage: Eukaryota; Fungi; Basidiomycota; Agaricomycetes; Hymenochaetales; Hymenochaetaceae. The transcript is spliced from 3 exons. Gene Ontology annotation, cellular component: nucleosome.
AUGUCUGGACGCGGAAAGGGCGGAAAGGGUCUUGGCAAGGGCGGCGCGAAGCGUCACCGCAAGAUUCUCCGUGAUAACAUUCAGGGUAUUACCAAGCCUGCCAUUCGUCGCCUUGCCCGUCGUGGUGGUGUAAAACGUAUCUCUGGUCUCAUCUACGAAGAGACUCGUGGUGUCCUCAAGGUCUUCCUCGAGAAUGUCAUCCGCGACUCUGUCACCUACACAGAACACGCCAAGCGCAAGACUGUCACUGCACUCGACGUUGUCUACGCACUCAAGCGCUCAGGGCGUACCCUCUACGGUUUCGGCGCAUGA